Molecule: messenger RNA, 606 nt
Organism: Triticum aestivum (bread wheat)
Lineage: Eukaryota; Viridiplantae; Streptophyta; Magnoliopsida; Poales; Poaceae
Product: probable LRR receptor-like serine/threonine-protein kinase At1g07550
Exons: 2
Coding region: 1-606 (201 amino acids)
Source: RefSeq, a predicted model, not a curated record
AUGCACAGUUUUUUAGUUGAAAAAACGUGUACAUUUGUCUUAACAUGUUGUGCCUGUGACCACCUGACCAGUUACCCGGACGAUCCAUACGACCGGAAUUGGCUGCCGUUUAGCUAUCCAGAGGAGUGGUCCGACAUCUCAACAGCGGAGAAGGUAAAGGACAACAUCGGCAAUCUCAGCCUCCACGCGCCGUCAGUCGUGAUGCAAACUGCCAUCACAUCGCGCAAAGACUCCGAUUCAAAGACCAUCCAGUGCAUUGCUAUCUUGUAUGCCGCGGAGCUGGAGAUCCUGGCCAGUGAUGAUGUUCGCGAGUAUGAUCUCAUUAUCAACGACAAGAGGACCAAGGUCCCGUACAGGCCCAAAUACCUCAUCGCUGCCGCCCUAUACAACAACGAACCCCACCACGGUUUCAGCCAGUACAGCUUCACUGUCAUCGCCACAGCGAACUCCACACUACCGCCGAUGAUCAAUGCCUUCGAGUUUUUUUCUGUCAUCUCGACUGCCAACGUUGGAACAGACAGUCAGGAUGGUAAACAUUCAGAAAUUUACAUUCAGACGUGGGAUCAUUGUCUAUUGAUUAGUAGCCUUUUCACGAUAGAGAUAUAA